AUGUUGGCUGAUGUGAGUGAUUCUAACAAGCGCCGAUUGCCAUCCCCUCAUGUGGAGAAUGACAUUCCACUCAACGGGACCCUUCUGGAGGAGGCGCGGAAUGGAGACACCGAUGUUAGAAACAUUUCAAAUGAGAAAACGAAUCCUGGCAUGUGGGGAAAAGCGAAUGGGGCUUUGAAACGACGAAAAUCAGCAGCAAAACUGGCGCAAACUCGGGUUACGGUUGGCAUGCGUCUGAAGCGGUGGAUAAUCACGGGCCGGUUAGGUGCUGGAUCCUUCGGUGAGACCUUUACGGCUGUAGAAGAAACAAAAGAUUGCGGAGAUGGCGAUGAAGAGGAUGAAACGGCCGACAAUUUGGCAGUUUCACAUAAAAUUAGGACCUCCUCGAGUCCGGUGGAGGUGUGCAUCAAGGUGGAAAAAGAAAAUAAAAAUGUUCUUCGCAUUGAGGCGGCAGCGUUGAAAAAGAUGCAAUCCUGUCCUCAGGUAGCACGGUACUUGGGGAGUGGAAAUACAGGAGGUAUAAAUUUUUUAGUGAUGGAGCGACUGGGACCCAAUCUGGCGGAGCUGCGCCGUAGCACUCCCAUUGGCACAUUUAGUCAUUACACAACUAUUAGGUUGGGUAUAUCAUGUCUCCCGGGCAAUACGCGGG
Messenger RNA from Trypanosoma cruzi, 649 nucleotides. Its product is annotated as protein kinase, putative. The record is from RefSeq and is a predicted model, not a curated record. The transcript has a single exon. Gene Ontology annotation, cellular component: nucleus; cytoplasm. NCBI's taxonomy places the organism in Eukaryota, Euglenozoa, Kinetoplastea, Trypanosomatida, Trypanosomatidae. Gene Ontology annotation, molecular function: protein serine/threonine kinase activity. Gene Ontology annotation, biological process: peptidyl-serine phosphorylation; signal transduction. The annotation marks the transcript as partial.